CCAGUAAGGGUUGGUGUCGUGGUUACAGUCUUCAGGGAGUCUGUCCAACUUUGGGCCAACAUGCUGUCGAUUCCAGAUCUGAUCAAGAAGAAGAGAGAUGGAGGAGUGCUGACUGAUGAGCAGGUCACAACCUUCAUCCGGGCUGUUACAGACAAAACCAUCCAGGAUUGUCAGACAGGGGCGAUGCUGAUGGCUAUCUGGCAGAAGGGGAUGGUUGUCAAGGAGACCGAGACCCUGACCAGAGAGAUGAUGAAAUCGGGGGAAGUGAUGUCAUGGCCAAAGGAGUGGGCGGGGCUGAUGGUUGACAAACACUCGACAGGUGGAGUGGGAGAUAAAGUUAGCCUGGUGUUAGCACCUGCGCUAGCCGCCUGUGGCUGUAAGGUACCAAUGAUCAGUGGGCGGGGCUUGGCUCAUACUGGUGGAACUCUGGAUAAACUGGAGUCAAUACCAGGAUUCACCAUUCAGCAAUCAACAGAGCAGAUUCAGAAGAUUCUGGGCUCUGUGGGCUGUUGCAUUGUGGGACAGACGGAGAGGUUGGUUCCUGCAGAUCGAGUCCUGUACGCCCUGCGGGACGCCACCAGCACCGUGGACAGCUUACCCCUCAUUACCGGUUCUAUUAUCUCAAAGAAAGGUGCUGAGUCUCUGAAUGCUCUGGUGCUGGAUGUGAAGUUUGGUCGAGCAGCCCUGUAUAAAGAUCUGGACAGUGCUAAAGAACUGGCACAGUCAAUGGUGAACGUAGGAAACGGCCUGGGCAUGCGUACAGGUGCAGUCCUCAGCUGCAUGGAUGCUACGAUUGGUCGAUGUGUUGGCAACAGUCUGGAGGUGAUUGAAUCUCUGGAGACGCUGAAGGGAAAGGGACCUGAAGACCUGAUGGAGCUGGUUAUUACUCUGGGCAGUAUGCUGCUGAUGAUGACUGACUUGGUGCCAAACCUAUCAGAAGGCAGAAAGAAGAUUUCUGAUGCUGUGACUGGUGGAGCAGCUCUGUCCAAGUUCCAGGCCAUGAUGGAGGCUCAGGGUGUCACCAAGGACGUGGCUCAGUCGCUGUGCUCCCCCCACACAGAUUAUCACCGUGUCCUGAGAAAAGCUGCCCAUCAGACCGAGCUGAUCACUCCUGCAGAUGGUGUGGUCGUAGACGUGGACGGUUUGGUUUUAGCUGAAAUUCUUCACAAGCUGGGGGCGGGACGAUCAAUGGUCGGAGAACCUGUCAAUCACAGUGUGGGGGCGGAGCUGCUGGUGUCGCUAGGUCAGAAAGUCGAGAAAGGCGUCCCCUGGAUGCGGCUUCAUUAUGAGUAUCCAGCUCCGACUCCAGACCAGAUACAGCAACUGCAGAACGCUCUGAGUCUGGGAACAGACAAAAACAAACCAACACAACAAAAACAAACUCUGGUGAAAGAAGUUCUGCUGCCACAAAACAAAUAAAUGUAUUACUACAAAAUUACUAAUAAACAAAACAAGAAAUGGAGGCACCAGGAAGCAACAUUUAUAUCCUUUAUCCUUCCUAUGAGGUGGAUUUUCAACAAAAUGGCAACACAAAAGUUGUUCUUAUUAAAAUGCAAAAUAACAAGUGUCUCAGCACAUUUUAAAAGUUUGUAAUUCACAUCACAAAUGAAUAGAUUGUAACAUAAAAACAAAAUAUAAAAAAGAAGUAUUCAGAUAUAUAUAGUAAUACUGCAAUGUAGAAAAACUGUUAAGUCCUGCAAAUGUUAAGUCCAAAAUUUUAUGCAAAUAAAAGUACAAAAGUAUUCUAAAUAUUAAUAUAAAUUUUAAAUAUACUGAGCGUAAAAGAAGUGAUUACGCAUGAGUGGCUUAUUUCAGAAUAAUUAUCUUCAUGUGUUAUAAUUAUUGAUACAUUACAUGUUGCAGCUGGUAAGGACAGAACUUUAUAAACAGCUGUUAGGUUUAACCAAUAAUAAGGCAUCAUAAUGAAUACAUUUUUUAUAUGAGUUAUUAUUGAUCUGACAUAAAUCUGACAUUGAAACAUUGAUCUUAACAUAAAAAAAACAACAGCUGUAAAACAAAUGUAGUGCAGUAAAAAUUUGACUCUAAAAUGUGGAUUUCAUAGAGAGAUUUUUUAAAAGUCCAAAGGUUUAUUAUUUCCAUUUCUACAGUUUCCUUUACUUCUGACAUCCAGUUUCUACAUGAACUGAAGCAGGUUAUUUGUUUCAUCUCUGCAGUUAAAUGUCCUGUAAAGAUAUUUGUUAGACAUGUGACCUCAAAUGCAUAUAUGACUAAAAUAUCGCAUUUGGUUUAAUUUGAACUAUUUUCUUAUUAAAAAUUUUUUAUCAAUUGCCAGAUUGUUUUGAAUGAAUGAUUCAUGUUCUUUUCUCCUGUUCUCUAUCUUUGAUUCAAUUGAUAUUGUAUAUUAACCAUGUUUUCAA
Molecule: messenger RNA, 2378 nt
Organism: Seriola dumerili (greater amberjack)
Lineage: Eukaryota; Metazoa; Chordata; Actinopteri; Carangiformes; Carangidae
Gene: tymp
Product: thymidine phosphorylase
Exons: 11
Coding region: 61-1419 (452 amino acids)
Biological process (GO): pyrimidine nucleoside metabolic process; pyrimidine nucleobase metabolic process
Cellular component (GO): cytosol
Molecular function (GO): pyrimidine-nucleoside phosphorylase activity; 1,4-alpha-oligoglucan phosphorylase activity
Source: RefSeq, a predicted model, not a curated record